AUUUGCAUUGCAUCUCCCGCAUUGGCCGACGCCCACCGAAACAUCUUACCGAAGCAUACCCUCAAGAACCACCAUGUGUGGCCCCGAUACUUCCAACAGGCCCCGAGGCGGCGCUCUGGCCGUACUCAAUCCGACCGACGGUCUUGUCAAGACAGAGGGCCAGAAAAUGCGAGGCGACCUUUCUUUCCACACACCGGGCGACCCAUGCAGCUCUACAGCGACGCAUGCUCGUUGGACCUGGGGCGAGGGUCAUGCAUCGUCUGCAUUGGGAGGGCUCACGUUCAUCAUCCACAAGUCGGGCGACAUGACGAGACGAAGAGAAGACUGCGGGCUGUUCCACGAGUUCAACUUUGCCAACGGGGCCGUUGUGCAGGGGGGCGAUGCUCUCGAGUUGGUGUUGAACCAGCCCAUAUCACUGCAGGUCGGCGACGAUGGGAUCAUUGGACGCCGAAUCUCCGUGAUGUCGGGGGCCGACAACGCGUGGCAGAAUGCCGUUGCCGAGGGCAUUGUAGGCUUCAACUUCGCCCAGCCCUUGUCGGCUUCCCUGUGACCGUUUUGCUACUUGAAUGGCGUCGAAUCCUUCCUGCAGGAUUGCAGACCAUGGCGUUAUAUCGGCGAAUCUCCAGGCAUUGGGCUUUGGUUGGAUAGUUGAGGUUGGGAUAUCGGGACCGGCGCAUUUCAGGUCAGAUCUAUGGCGUUG
This is a messenger RNA of Verticillium alfalfae VaMs.102, 700 nucleotides long. RefSeq lists its product as hypothetical. The coding region runs from base 74 to 550 and encodes 158 amino acids. NCBI's taxonomy places the organism in Eukaryota, Fungi, Ascomycota, Sordariomycetes, Glomerellales, Plectosphaerellaceae. The transcript has 2 exons. The record is from RefSeq and is a predicted model, not a curated record.